UAGAAAGUAGAGAGACUCGCGUCAGAGGACAUAGAGUUAUUGAGUGGGAGCACACUCAUCCACCACCAAACCAUGUCGCUUGGAUAUGCAGAGAAGCUUUCGUACAUAGAAGAUGUGGGCAGCGUGGGGAUGGCAGAAUAUUUCGAACCAGCUCAAGUUUUACAAGAAAAAAUUGAGCAACUUGCUUUCUUUAUAAGAAAGAGUAAGCGCCUAGUAGUGUUUACAGGUGCAGGAAUAUCAACGUCUUGUGGUAUACCUGAUUUCAGAGGCCCCAAGGGAAUUUGGACGCUUCAGCGUGAAGGCAAACCAUUGCCUGGAGCAUCUUUGCCAUUUCAUCGUGCAGUGCCAAGCGUGACUCACAUGGCUCUGGUAGAAUUAGAGAAGGCCGGUAUAUUAAAGUUUGUUAUCAGUCAGAAUAUUGAUGGUCUCCAUCUUCGUUCUGGAAUACCAAGGGAGAAACUAGCAGAAUUGCAUGGGAACUCCUUUAUGGAAACAUGCCCUUCCUGUGGAGCUGAGUACUUUCGGGAUUUUGAGAUUGAAACUAUUGGGUUGAAGGAGACAUCAAGGCGUUGUUCAGAUGAUAAAUGUCGAAAAAGACUUAAGGAUACAGUUCUUGAUUGGGAGGAUGCGCUGCCUCUGAAAGAGAUGGGUCCUGCAGAGAAACACUGCAGAGAGGCAGACAUUGUUUUAUGCUUGGGGACAAGUCUGCAAAUAACUCCAGCUUGCAACUUGCCGCUAAAAGCACUUCGUGGUGGGGGUAAAAUUGUCAUUGUAAAUCUGCAGAAAACUACAAAGGACAAAAAGGCCAGCUUGGUCAUCCGUGGGCUAGUAGAUAAGGUAAUUGAAGGAGUCAUGAACUUGCUUAGUCUGCAGAUUCCUCCAUUUGUCAGGAUUGAUCUUUUCCAGAUCAUUCUAAAUCAAGCUUUGAGCAACGAUAAAAAAUACGUGAACUGGACUCUCCAGGUUGCAAGUGCACAUGGGCAGAAAGCUGCAUUACCGUUUAUCAAGUCCGUUGACGUCUCCUUCUUAGACAAAGAAGAUUACAAAGCAGCCAUACUGAACGCACAACCAUUUCGGCUUAAAAGGAGAACAGCAUUGAAUAAAGCAUUUGAAAUGGUUCUGAAAAUCAGCUUCAGUGAAGGCUGUGGUUGCUCCUCCAUCGAAGUCGAUGUCCUGGUUGAUUUUAAGGUUUCAAGUGACAGCUUUAGCUUUGAUAGGGAAUUGAUAUUCCAAAAGCUGAGAGAGAAAGCAAUUGUGGAAUCAAAAUGUGGGCAGAAUGCUGUUAUAGAGAGAAUAUUGGAGCCUAGAAGCAAUAUCACUCAGUAUGCCGUUGUCACCAAUCUUGUUCAGUACAGCAAAGGGUAUAAUAAAACAUGUCCUGAAUCUCUUGGUGAUAAUGGCCAUCUCAAGAAAAGAAAAAGAAGUGUGAAUGGUACAAAAUCAAAUAGGAAGGGAUCUGAGUAAACCUAGAUUACUAACCCUAGGAUUAUUCAUGUAACAUCUUUUGAUUAGAUCAGGAAAGAAACAUGACCAAAGCUAGAAACAUGAUUUCAAGUAACUAUUACUGCAUUUUCCAAUACGAGU
Neltuma alba is the source of this 1584-nucleotide messenger RNA. Its product is annotated as NAD-dependent protein deacetylase SRT1-like. NCBI's taxonomy places the organism in Eukaryota, Viridiplantae, Streptophyta, Magnoliopsida, Fabales, Fabaceae. Gene Ontology annotation, cellular component: nucleus. The transcript is spliced from 14 exons. The coding region runs from base 73 to 1464 and encodes 463 amino acids. Gene Ontology annotation, molecular function: NAD+ binding; histone deacetylase activity, NAD-dependent; transcription corepressor activity. The record is from RefSeq and is a predicted model, not a curated record. Gene Ontology annotation, biological process: negative regulation of transcription by RNA polymerase II.